Molecule: messenger RNA, 3282 nt
Organism: Pyricularia pennisetigena
Lineage: Eukaryota; Fungi; Ascomycota; Sordariomycetes; Magnaporthales; Pyriculariaceae
Exons: 2
Coding region: 1-3282 (1093 amino acids)
Source: RefSeq, a predicted model, not a curated record
AUGACCUCAAAUCCGACCGUCGAAGCCUAUGGCCGACUGUGGGCUAAGCAUCUCGCCUCAAAAAGAGACAUGACUACUGCAGCUGGCAUGAAAGAUGCCGAGUUGCUGUUUACGCGUCGACCUUCUUCGAGUGCAGUCUUUACUUUUGACGGCCCGAUUCCUGUUGUCAUGGAGCCGCAGGUUACUUUCUUCCAUGGCACCGCGAAUGCCAGAACGACAAACCUAAUCACAGCCAAGCUUGACCUCGAACCCCCACGGCUUCCUGCGCCACGCCCUUGGGACUACUGUCUCUUUGGCUCCGCUUUACCACGCUUUCGCGGCAGAGACAUCUACAAACGAGCCGGCGUCCUGGCUCAAAGCCCCUCCAGCAACCCGGAAUACAAAGCCGUCGAGCGCGAGCUUUCCAGGAUCCAGAGCGGCCCGCGCAAGCGUGCGCGGUCUCUGAACUUCUUCCAACAUCAAAUCGACUCCGAAGACAGCCUCCUUUGGAACUUGCCAGCACUCGAUGCUUUUAUCAGAAAGACGGAUCGGCUCCAUAUCUUGGAAGAUGCUCGCAACACCGUCUUCCAAUAUUAUGUUGAGCUACACCAGCAGGACCUGCCAGUUCCUAAGCUCAUCGAGCAUCAUACUUGGCACGGCUCGAUAGACAUUGAGAAAAUGACGAUAAUACCCCGGAAACGUCGCUACAACAGCGAUCCCAUCCUGCGCUAUGAGGAAGCCCAGUUUGAGAAUGUUAGGAGCACAAAUGUUGGCCCUAACAAGAGGCCCAACUCCGAAGAAUCCGGUCGCCACAUUAGAGGCUGCCGCCGCGCUCCCAGACUUUCGACCGUCGACGAAUGCACAGAACCUUCCGAGUCCCCACGUCGGGAUAUUGCCACUCCUCCCAAAUCUCUCAUCCACCGCCUGUCAUCUGCAGGCCACCGCACUAGGAUUUCGCCAUGGAGAUUCACUUUUAUAAGUCCUUCUCAAGCCACCAUUGACGGAGACGGAACACCUUCCAAAGCCCCCACCACCUAUGACUAUGGCUCGCCUGUGUCUACCAAGCGUCUAUCGCCGAUGCGAGCUGCAGCUAUGCUACGCACGCCUGAUUGCUUCUCCGCGUCUCCUAUUGCCGCUGCCCGCCUUGAGCAACAGUCGUCUCCAGUUAUAUUCAAGAAGCCAAUACAUGCGAUAGAUCAUGCGACACCCACGCACCUAGCCUCGCCCGACACUCAUCGUAUCUCAACCCCCACAAAGAAGCACCGGGGUAGACGUCGCUCAUCGCUCACUGCAAAUCGUCUCCUUGCUAUAUCGGAGAUUACUCAUAGUUCUCUGUUUUCUCCUUCCUGUUCCACCACGGGUGAAACUGCUCCUGUUGAAGUCUCGGAAAGAAACGUUCCUCUUGUUGAUGCUACCACCGAUCACGAGUCUACUACUCAGGACAGCUCAUCUUCUCUUGGGACGGAUGCGCUGGCGGCUUUUGCCGAAUCAGAGGCUCCCGUCGAAACUCAGAUGCAGGUCCCUGCCGAUACCAGCCCCGCUGCUGAAGUCGUGGCUCUUAUCGAGACACCUCAAGUCCACAAGGAAUCUGAGCUCCCUGAUCAUAAGAUUGUCAAGCAUGUAGAAUCGAAGCAGAAUGAUUCCGGAGCUGUCGAGCCUAAUGCUGUCAAGGGUAACUUGAUUGCGACUUCACCAUCUACUCCCGAAGCCGAGUCCGCCGUUCCCGCCACUAACAACUUCGAUAUGGUCGAUGUUGAUCUCCGCAAGAAUCUGGAUAUAUUCGGUUGUUCUCGCGAGGCGUCUACUCAUUCUCCUCCCUCAGAUUCACCUGUCAGCCCAUCCUUCAAGACUGGCAAUGACGAUACGCUGGGUCAAUCCUCCAAACCUGAUGACCUUGACGAAGUUGAUGUCGAAAACUUGGAUGAAUACUAUGACGACGACGACGACAUGACGAAUGCUAUUAAUCACGAACAAAUCAACGACACCAUCGCUCUCAACCUUCCGGACAUGCCAGUUGAUGUACACCCGAAUGCAGAAGACGACAUAACGAUGAAGGAGCAAGUGCAGCCAGUCUCCAACACGGAUCAUCGUCAAAAAGAGGAGGAUGAACAUCGUGCAGACCUCCAUAGCUUCAUGGAACGCGUGAGGGCUGGAAAAGGUGACUCUGCUGUCAAGGCCAAGCGUCGAUCAGGGUCGCUUGGAACAUCUGCUUCAGGCUCCCCCGUCCGACGUUCAGAGCCAGAAAGCGGUGACGAGAGCGGCUCGAAACGACAGCCUUUGCGGGAGAAGAGCUCUAACAUGUCUCCGAGCCCAACCAAGAAGCGCAAGCCUGUCGAGGAUCAGAUCAGCAGCGGCCUCCUUCAGGCGCCAUCGUUGGAGGAUCACUCGCCUCCAAAGCCCAAGCGUCGCCGAAAGAACGCCGAGACCGAAUCCGACGGCAUCCUGAACCCAGAGUUCCAGCCAGGAGACGCCCAGCCGCCGCGUCGCAGCACGCGCACCAGACGCAAUCUCUUGCCGCCGGCCCCAUCGGCCAAUGGCUUCGCCAUGAGCAAGCUGCCCAUCAUUUGCAGCAUAGCCAGAGAAGAUGGUGGAUUUGGGGGCAGUCCAAGCAGCGCCAGCAUUCGCAAUGACGACCGCCAGCUUCAGGCCACAACGCGAGCCAACACCCGUCGUAACAAGGCCGGGGCUCUCCAUGCCAGUGACGUGCUUAACCUGCAGGCGAAGCGAAAGCUCUCUGGUGACGAUGACGACGAAGGCGAGGACAAGGCGGCGGCCACGAACAAGAGGGCCAAAACCACCAAAUCGGGCAGUGCUAAGAGCGUCCGUUGGGGUACGCCUCUGGCUAGCUACCAGGAGCCACCUGCUGCUGUUGCGCUCAUUAGCACUUCGGAGUCGGCCGACGAGCUCGCCGCGAAUGAUGAUGAUGAUGAUGAUGAUGAAGAUGAUGAUGAUGGAGCCAUUCCGGCUUCUUUUCCUGGUCCUGCUGCUCAUUUGACGACGGCCCCCGUCACCAGGCGACGCACUGCGUCUCGCCUGCCUCCGCCGACACCGAUCAAAAAGCCCACCGGCACGGCCGCUGGCAAAGUUAAAAAGCCGAGCAGCUUGGUUGCACCCAGAAGAACGUCGGCUCAAUUGGCCGCGGCUUCGGCGGCCAAGGAGGAGGCAGCAUGCAUUGCCGCUGCAAUGACGGCAGAUGCGAAAAGAGAGGAGAAGAAGAAGACCUCGACGAGGUCACGGAUUGGUGCUCCCGCUGCGACGGCCACCGGCGCGACCACUAGGAGGAGAGCCGCACGGGUGGCGUGA